CCCUGAUUUAUAGCUGGUCAGUCAGAAGCACAGGUCACAACCAGGGACUUAAAAUUGAUGUCUGAAGUGGGGGCAGUCUUAUAGAUUGAGUCUUAACCUGUGGGAUCUGAUCCUAAUCCCAGGUAGGCAGUGUCAGAAUUGAAUUGAAUUAUAGGACCCCUAGUUGGUAGCUACUGGAGAACUGCUUAUGCAGUGAAAAAAAAACCCAUACACCUAGUGUCAGAAGUGAAGUACUCCCUUUUUCGCGUCCUCGUUUCCAAGAUGACAAAGAAAAGAAGGACAAAGAAAAGAAGAUGACAAAGAAAAGAAGAUGACAAAGAACAACGGUCGUGCCGAAAAGGGCCGUGGCCAUGUGCAGCCUAUUAGCUGCACAAACUGUGCCCGAUGUGUGCCUAAAGACAAGGCCAUGAAGAAGUUCGUCAUCUGGAACACAGUGGAGGCUGCAGCUGUCAGGGACAUAUCUGAAGCGAGUGUCUUCGAUGCCUAUGUGCUUCCCAAGCUGUAUGUGAAACUACAUUACUGUGUGAGUUGUGCCAUUCACAGCAAGGUAGUCAGGAAUCGUUCUCGGGAAGCCCGCAAGGACCGAACACCCCCACCCAGAUUUAGACCUGCGGGAGCUGCCCCAAGACCUCCACCAAAGCCUAUGUAAGGAGUUGAGUCCUUGAGAACUGAAGAAAAACUAUCCGUUGGAAAAAAAUAAAAUGGAGAUUAUACUUAC
Molecule: messenger RNA, 718 nt
Organism: Microcebus murinus (gray mouse lemur)
Lineage: Eukaryota; Metazoa; Chordata; Mammalia; Primates; Cheirogaleidae
Source: RefSeq, a predicted model, not a curated record